UUCACGCCGUACAGAGUAGAGCAUCUUUAAUCAUGUUCUUCCAAGGAAGCCUGCAAGAUGGCAUCUCGCUCGCUUUGAAUGAGAGAAGGGCAGUUGUCUGCUUCGUUCGAGAUGAUACCCCAACAAGCUCGAAAUGGGAGAAUGACUUCUUUACAGAUGACGAACUUGCGCGAUUACUACAAUCCGGGUCAGUCACCUUACGACUCGAAGCAGGAUCUCGGGAAGCCCAAUUUUUGACUUCUGUCUGUCCGAUUUCAAGCUUUCCUGCUGUGGUUGUUAUCAAGAACGGCAUGUUGCAGGAAUACGUUGUCCCAGAAAUCACAAAGGACGACUUCUGCAGACGAAUAGGAGCUGUUCUUGGUAACAGGUCACUGGAUAGAGUUUCCGAAGUACAGCAGCAACAUUCAGUUACAGGCAACACUAAUAGGACCCCUUCAACAUCAGCAGCUCUGCCAACACCUGCACCUGCCACCUCCAGCCCUCUUCAGCAGCCUCAGCCUGCGACUCAGAUUACUCAUGUUAUUCCAGAAACAGCUGAAUCACAGCACAGUGGACAAAUGCAAGCAGAGACACAACCUGCUGAGAAUGUGCAAGCAUCUCAAGACGGCACGAUCACAUUGAAACCAAGUCUUGAAUCAAAGAAAGAUACUCCCAAAAAGACCAGGCCAAAACAAAAUACCAGCAGCUUUAAGAAAAUUGAUGUAAUCCAGGGCAGAAAGGAGGUUAGGACAUCUCCUGCAAGUCCUGCCAUUGACAAGCCAGUUGGCAAGAGUACCAGUGAAUCUCCAGAAGAACAAGUAAAUCAAACACCAGCACCUCAAGCGCCUCCUUCGAAGUAUCGUCUGCAAGUGCGGCUUUUCGAUGGAACCUCCGUCCGAUCAAGUUUUUCUCCCUCUCAUACCAUCCGCGGGGAUGUGCGGCCCUGGCUGGACGACCAACUCCCUGACAAAACACAGCCGUAUAACCUGAAACAUAUUCUCACACCUCUACCCAACUACACACUAUCGGUCAUGGAUGAGGAAAAAACAUUGCAAGAACUUAGCCUUGGACCCACUGCAAAUUUAGUCAUGAUUUCCAUCCAAUCCUAUGCGAAUGCCUAUGCGCCUUCGGCAUUGAGCCUCCCAGUUAGAGGAGCGCGUACUUUGUACGGUCUCGCAUCAUCGACCGUGGGCGGUUUGAUGGAUCUCGCCUCAUCAUUUUAUGGCUCGCCGUCAGUACCGUCCGAAAACGCAUCUUCCCGGAACACUGGGUCUGAAUCUCCGUCUGGUGAUGAGGUGCGGAGGGCAGGUCAACCAACUACCUCGCAGAGACCGAGGAUCAGAACCUUAAGGGAUCAACGAGAUAAUGAACGGAGUGAUAAUGAAUUUUACAAUGGGAACCAGCUCAACUUCGAGCCGCGAAGGGAUUGACACAAACGAAUUUUAACUUGAGUUUGCACAAGACUUUAAAAAGGCUAGUUAUGGAUAUGGGUUACUUCCAAGUAUUUUAAUACGUCCUUACUGGUGACUUCGGUUAAGGGGAUCAGGGGUCCUCAAUCUUGGAUGACUGUACACCCGUACAGUGCAUAUUUUCUUUUUGUAUGGAAGUGUUGGGUUAAACCUUUCUAACAGUAUUUUACUAAGGCGAGCGCAUAACCAAGAAAUGUGGAACGUGGUCUUCGCUUACUAGGCAAUUGGAGUUCUGAACGUCGACCGUCAGAUCCAAGCAUACAAAUCCACAUUCCGGUACAUUUGUAUGGAUAUAUGCCGACUCGACAAGUAUGACUAGUUGGGCAAGUUAAAAAGGAAUUCCACUAUUCAUGCAACGAAGGCACUGGCCAAGGAUAUCUUUCCAAUUUUUUACCGUACUUGUUCAUGUUUUUUACAGUAUCAUCUCAUCACCAUGCACCUAACCUUUAUGCGCCACCCAGAGAUACCUCAACACAUGGCAAGUAGUUUCGCCAGCAGUUUAGUACUGUCUAGCCGCAGCCUGGCACGCUUUCUGUGCCAUCACAAUUAUACCGGUCAGCUCUUGCUCGGAUAAGCCCAGAGGGGAAAUAUAUUUGAACAAACACGUACCAGCUGGUCCAAGUACCAACCGCAAAUAGUCAGAUCACCCUUAUUCUCAUCCAUGCAGCUCCGGAAGUUGCGGAUAUCAGUCGCGCAAGCACCGUUCUCUGCGGAGUAAUUUGCAGUAGAGCUACCCUGCCACAAGUUGCUGUCCAUGGGCUGGGCCGGGGCAGAAGCCUGCUGAGGCUCAGCAGGAGCGCUCGACGAGGAACCGCCAGAGAAAAGGCUGCCGAUGGCGUGUCCGAUGGAGGAACCGACUGCUACACCACUGGAUAGAGAAUAAGAGUUAAGCACUCAUCCCAAGGAAACAAGGAGGCCGAAGAAAAGGUGACUGUUUACUUACGCUGCGGUCGAUGCCAUUUGGCCGAAGAGGCCAGGUCCGGAGCUCUGCUGAACAGCUGGGGCCGGGGCCGGGACCGCAGGAGGGGGGGCAUGAUGCUGUUGCUGAGCAGGAUAUGCAGCUGUAGAGUGAGGCUGAGAAUGCUGUUGAGCUUGGGGAGCAGCAGCCGGUCUAGCGGGUGCCGCAGUAGGUCUGGAGGGAGCGCUGCGUGCAGGAGUGGGGGCAGCACCGCGGCGUUGACGAGCCAUAUUAAUUAUAGUUUUUGAAAGACACUGAAAUGGAUAUCAAGGGAUGAGAAAAGGAGCAGAGAUGUUC
Monascus purpureus is the source of this 2703-nucleotide messenger RNA. The record is from the annotation of a GenBank genome assembly. NCBI's taxonomy places the organism in Eukaryota, Fungi, Ascomycota, Eurotiomycetes, Eurotiales, Aspergillaceae.